Vigna radiata var. radiata (mung bean) is the source of this 1409-nucleotide messenger RNA. RefSeq names its product probable polyamine transporter At3g13620. Gene Ontology annotation, cellular component: membrane. The transcript has 2 exons. Gene Ontology annotation, biological process: transmembrane transport. Bases 48 to 1409 code for a protein of 453 amino acids. NCBI's taxonomy places the organism in Eukaryota, Viridiplantae, Streptophyta, Magnoliopsida, Fabales, Fabaceae. Gene Ontology annotation, molecular function: transmembrane transporter activity. The record is from RefSeq and is a predicted model, not a curated record.
UCUAUCAGUCUCAUCUUCUAUAAAACAACCAACCAUUUCAAACCAACAUGCAAUCGGUCGUCAUGGGUGUCGAAGAAAUACCUUCUGCACGCGCCACCGCAACUGCAACCAACACCGCUUCCGGAAACGCCGCAAAAGUGAAGAAACUCACUCUCAUCCCUCUUAUAUUCCUCAUCUACUUCGAAGUUGCCGGUGGUCCCUACGGCGAAGAGCCCGCGGUUCAAGCGGCGGGCCCCCUCCUUGCUCUCCUGGGCUUCCUCAUAUUCCCCUUCAUCUGGAGCGUCCCCGAAGCCCUAAUCACUGCGGAGCUAACCACCGCCUACCCCGGCAACGGCGGCGUUGUGCUGUGGGUGGAACGGGCCUUCGGCCCCUUCUGGGGCUCCCUAAUGGGAACGUGGAAGUUCCUGAGCGGUGUCAUCGACAUCGCAUCUUUCCCCGUCCUCUGCAUCGAAUACGUCCAAAAAAUCUUCCCCGUUCUCCGAUCUGGCUGGCCCCGCCAGGUGGCAGUCAUAGCUUCAACCCUGGCUCUUUCAUUCCUGAAUUACACCGGCCUCACCAUCGUGGGCAAUGUCGCUGUGUUACUCGCUGUGGUUUCUCUCUCCCCCUUCGUGUUAAUGUCCCUCAUCGCCAUCCCCAAGAUUAAACCGCAUAGGUGGGUUAGCUUGGGUCAGAAGGGGGUUAAGAAAGAUUGGAACUUGUUCUUCAACACGCUCUUCUGGAACCUCAACUUCUGGGACAACGUCAGUACCUUAGCCGGGGAAGUUGAUAAACCGAACAAGACUUUCCCUUUGGCUCUUUUUGUUGCAGUCAUUUUCACCUGCGUCUCCUACUUGAUCCCUCUCUUCGCUGUCACUGGAGCAGUAUCGGUUGAUCAGAACCAAUGGGAAACUGGGUUCCAUGCGCAGGCUGCGGAAAUUAUCGCAGGGAAAUGGUUGAAAAUCUGGAUUGAAGUCGGGGCAGUAUUAUCGGCAAUUGGUCUUUUCGAGGCCCAUUUGAGCAGCAGCGCGUACCAGGUUCUGGGCAUGGCGGAGAUCGGGAUUCUACCCAAGUUUUUCGGAGUUAGGUCAAAGUGGUUCAACACGCCUUGUUUGGGGAUGUUGUUGGAGUUUGCAUCGUUUCUUUGGCUGAGGUGGAAGUCGCCCUCCAUUGAAAGGCCUUACCGUGUUCCCCUGAAGCUGCAACUGUUGGCAGUGAUGUGCUUCAUAUCCUCUGGUUUUCUGGUUUUCAUAAUGGUUAUUGCUACCAAAACUGUUUAUUUGGUGAGUGGUGUCAUGACUGUAGCUGGAAUUGGGUUUUUCUUGUUCAUAAAAGUCUGUAAGACAAAGAAGUGGGUAGACUUCAGCCUCGAGGAACAGAAAGAAACCCCUUUGAAACGCAUGUGUUUUGAUGGAAUCAAAAUUCAAGUGUAA